AGAUGCACAGCGGAGGUCGCUACCCCUGAGCUCUUCCAAAAAUCUUAUUAGGCAGCACCUCUAGACUGGAGCGGUUGGGAAGAGUGAGAUAGCAUUGUCACAUAGUUACAGAAUGGAUUUUAUUUUUACAGAUCUUCCUAUAUGUUUUUUGCCUUGAUCCAUCCACUUCCCGCCGAUAUCGGACGGAGCCUUUCUGCCGAUUAUGAAUUUGAUCAACACAUAUUUGGAAGGAAAUCUACACAGUUUUGACAAGAUCUGAAAAUUGAGUUGCCAGAGAAAUAUUAGGACACAUUUUUAAUCAUUUUGGUGCCAAAAGGGAGGCAAGAGCUCAGUUUUAUAUUGGGACAUUAUCCCGGCUGAAGGCAGAGAAUGUUUUUACCUGCCAGGACCUGAUGCAAUCCAUUCAAGCCAACAAGUUUGGAGAGAAUGUUGAGUUCAAUCAAUUCAGAACGUCGAGAUGGAGCCCAACUCACUCCAGUGGGUCGGCUCACCGUGUGGCUUGCACGGACCUUACAUUUUCUACAAGGCUUUUCAAUUCCACCUUGAAGGCAAACCAAGAAUUUUGUCCCUUGGCGACUUUUUCUUUGUAAGAUGUACGCCAAAGGAUCCGAUUUGCAUAGCGGAGCUCCAGCUGUUGUGGGAAGAGAGGACCAGCCGGCAACUUUUAUCCAGCUCUAAACUUUAUUUCCUCCCAGAAGACACUCCCCAGGGCAGAAAUAGCGACCACGGCGAGGAUGAAGUCAUUGCAGUUUCUGAAAAGGUCAUUGUGAAAAUUGAAGACCUCAUCAAGUGGGUACAUUCCGAUUUCUCCAAGUGGAGAUGUGGCCCCCGUGUUGGGUCAUUGAAAACCGAGGUCUUGGGGAGGAAUGGACAGAAGGAAGCACUUCUCAAGUACAGACAGUCAACCCUAAACAGUGGACUCAACUUCAAAGACGUUCUCAAGGAAAAGGCUGACCUUGGGGAGGACGAAGAAGAAACGAAUGUGAUUGUCCUCAGCUAUCCUCAGUACUGCCGGUACCGCUCGAUGCUGAAACGCAUCCAGGAUAAGCCUUCUUCCAUCCUAACGGACCAGUUUGCGUUAGCCUUGGGCGGCAUUGCAGUAGUCAGCAAGAAUCCACAGAUCCUGUAUUGCCGGGACACCUUUGACCACCCAACUCUCAUAGAAAAUGAGAGUAUUUGCGAUGAAUUUGCGCCAAAUCUUAAAGGCAGACCACGCAAAAAGAAAUCAUGCCCACAGAGAAGAGAUUCCUUCAGUGGCGUUAAGGAUUCCAACAAUAAUUCUGAUGGCAAAGCUGUUACCAAGGUGAAAUGUGAGGCCAGGUCAGCCCUGACCAAGUCGAAGAAUAACCAUAGUAACUGUAAGAAAAUCUCAAAUGAAGAAAAGCCAAAGGUUGCCGUUGGUGAAGAGUGCAGGGCGGAUGAGCAGGCUUUCCUUGUGGCGCUUUAUAAAUACAUGAAAGAAAGGAAAACACCAAUAGAACGAAUACCCUAUUUAGGUUUUAAACAGAUUAACCUUUGGACUAUGUUUCAAGCUGCUCAAAAACUGGGAGGAUAUGAAACAAUAACAGCCCGCCGUCAAUGGAAACAUAUUUAUGAUGAAUUGGGUGGUAAUCCUGGGAGCACCAGCGCCGCCACUUGUACUCGCAGACAUUAUGAAAGAUUAAUUCUCCCGUAUGAAAGGUUUAUUAAAGGAGAGGAAGAUAAGCCCCUGCCUCCAGUCAAACCUCGGAAACAGGAGAACAGUUCACAGGAGAUUGAGAAUAAAACAAAAGUAUCAGGAACCAAGCGCAUCAAACAUGAAAACCCUAAGAGCAAGAAAGAAAAAGAGAAUGCCCCAAAGCCCCAGGAUGCAACAGAGGUUUCAUCAGAGCAAGAGAAGGAACAAGAGACUUUAAACCAGAAAAGUGUCAGUGAACCUCUCCCAGCAACUGGAAUGAAGAAGAAAAUGGAAGGGUACCAGGAUUUUGCAACAAGGCCCUCAGCACCCCGAGCAGACCCAGAAAAGGACAAUGACAUAGACCAAGGUUCCAGCAGUGAGAAGCCAGCAGAGCAGGGACCAGAGAAAGGGCCUGCACCUCCGCUCCCAACUACACCUCCGGCUCCAGAAACAGACCAAGCCGUGGUCCCAGGGGCUGGCAACCAGUCAGUCCCCUCUGCCAAUGCCCAAGUGGACUCAAAGCAAGACCCCAAACCCUGCCCUUUUACAGAGAAUCCUGACAGUGAACUCCAAGAAGCAGCCUUCCCCAGCUUCCCCACCACACAGCCCCCCCUGGCCAACUCCAGUGAGCUGGAAGACGGUAAGGUGCCAGCCAUGGCAGACUACAUUGCUAACUGUACGGUAAAGGUUGACCAGCUUGGCAGUGAUGACAUCCACAAUGCACUCAAGCAGAGCCCUAAAGUCCUGGUGGUCCAGUCAUUUGACAUGUUUAAGGACAAAGACCUGACCGGGCCCAUGAAUGAGAAUUAUGGGCUCAAUUACACACCCCUCCUUUACUCAAGGGGGAACCCAGGCAUCAUGUCACCUCUGGCCAAGAAAAAGCUUUUGUCUCAAGUGAGUGGGGCCAGCCUCUCCAGCAGCUACCCCUACGGCUCCCCACCUCCUUUGAUCAGCAAAAAGAAGCUGAUCGCCAGGGACAACUUGUGUUCAGGCUUGCCACAGUCUCACCACGGCCACAGCACUGACCACAUGACAGUCAGCCGGCCGUCUGUGAUCCAGCAUGUCCAAAGUUUCAAAAGCAAGCCCUCUGAGGACAGGAAAGCCAUCAAUGACAUUUUUAAACAUGAUAAACUGAGUCGAUCGGAUGCCCACCGCUGCAGCUUCUCCAAGCAUCACCUGAGCCCCCUCACGGACUCCUACGUCCUCAAGCAAGAACUUCAGGAGGGCAAGGAUAAACUCUUAGAAAAAAGAGCACUCCCCCAUUCCCACAUGCCAAGCUUCCUGGCUGACUUCUACUCGUCCCCUCAUCUCCACAGCCUCUACAGACAUACCGAACACCAUCUUCAUAAUGAGCAGACAUCCAAAUAUCCUCCCAGGGAUAUAUACAGGGAAUCAGAAAACAAUUCCUUUCCUUCCCAUAAACACCAAGAAAAGCUCCCUGUCAAUUAUCUGACAUCUCUGCAUCUGCAAGACAAAAAGUCAGCCACAGCGGAAGGCCCCACAGAUGAUCAACCAACGGAUCUGAGCCUUCCCAAGAACCCGCACAAACCGACAGGCAAGGUCCUGGGCCUGGCCCACUCGGUCACUGGGCCCCAGGAGAGCAAAGCCACCUCUCAGUUCCAGGUCAUCGGCAGCCAGAGUCGAGACUGUCACCCCAAAGCCUGCCGGGUAUCACCCAUGACCAUGUCGGCCCCUAAAAAAUAUUCAGAGUCACUUUCGAGAUCAGGAAAGCCUCAUCAUGUGAGACUGGAAAACUUCAGGAAGAUGGAGGGCAUGGUACACCCCAUCCUGCACCGGAAAAUGAGCCCUCAGAACAUUGGUUCAGCGCGUCCUAUAAAGCGCAGCCUAGAGGAUUUGGACCUGGUUAUUGCUGGGAAAAAGGCCCGGGCAGUGUCGCCACUGGAUACAUCCAAGGAGGGUUCUGGGAAAGAGAAGGUCUCUGACCAGGAGAGUGAAGGAGGCAAGGCUGUGCACAGUGGGCAUUCUGGGGGUGGUGCAGAAGGCCACAAGCUCCCCCUUUCUUCCCCCAUCUUCCCAGGUCUGUAUUCUGGGAGCCUGUGUAACUCCAGGCUCCCAGCUGGAUAUUCUCAUUCUCUGCAGUACUUGAAAAACCAGAGUGUUCUUUCUCCACUCAUGCAGCCCCUGGCUUUCCACUCACUUGUGAUGCAAAGAGGAAUCUUCACAUCACCGACAAAUUCCCAGCAGCUGUACAGACACUUGGCCGCAGCCACACCUGUAGGAAGUUCAUACGGUGACCUUUUGCACAACAGCAUUUACCCUUUAGCUGCUAUAAAUCCUCAAGCUGCCUUUCCAUCUUCCCAGCUGUCGUCCGUACACCCCAGUACAAAACUGUAAGCCUGACUCUUCCCAGCGUUCCCCAACGGCGCAACUCAGAGAGCCUCACUUCUUACCCUGGAAGGAUGUUGUGUAGAACUGGAAGUCAGUAUUCCUUCUAAUGUGUGGGGGUGAGAACAUUCAGAGCCAAACGACCAGCUGAAAGGUGAGGUGACCAUGCCUGGCUUUUUCUGGGGUGACUUCUGCCUUGGAUGGCCAAUCUUGACCCCUCUCCAACAUGGGUGCCCCUGCACUCCCACGUCACUUCAACUUUGCAAGUGGAUUCUGAGAAGGGAUUUAUGGGUACAGGAAGAACUUAGAGGAACCCAUCUGCAUUCAGAUGAUCAGGCAACAAUCUGGGGCAAAAAAAAGGGGGUGGGGUGGGGACAGCAGGCAUUUCAAAGGAAGGGGCAAGGAAGCCGGCAAACUUAUGCCUAGGGAUGCCCCUCUUUUCAUCAAACUCUCCAAGGUUCAAUCAAUGCAAUGUAUAGUGAAACUUCAAUAGAUCUUUCCUGUUGACACUAUUAAACAAUCCAGAGAAGUAAAACACUGUUAAAUUGACUGUAUAUAUUUGCUUCUUAAGACUACCCGUAUCACUGUUUGCUUACCUAAUUUAUAUACAGGUAGUUUCAUUUUCUCCCAAUUCCUUUUUUUUUUUUUUUUUUAAUUAAACAGUAUCUCUUUUGUUUGGGGUUUUGUUUUGUUAUGUUUCAAAGGCUGACUGACUGUCCCAGUUGUUGAUAUGUGUUUGUAAUUUUCCCACAUCUUAUUUUGAGCAGCUUUGGGUGGUAACGUUAUUGUUUACAAAUUGAAGCAACUGAUUCUAAUGGAACAAUUGGAAAAGAGACAGUCGGGCUCAUCAGAGUGCAAAGAGCACUCCUUUGCAGAUCAGCAACGUAAGGAUUUUGUUCCUCAUAAAUGGCAAAGUUGAAAGAGCUUAGACACUGCUUACCCAGCCAAAUGCUUUGCUUUGAAGUACUUACUGGGUUAUGUGAAAAUAUUGAGCAUUGUACUUACCUUAUCUAGGCUGUGAAACUGUCCUACAUACCAGAGGAAUCAUAAAAACAAAAACCUCAUUGGCAGCAAGCUGCUGAAUAACAAGAGUCUAGAGGACAUAUUUGUGGGCUGCACAGAUAUUUUAGGAAUUUCAGAAAUUAGAACAGGAGCCAAAAUGAUUUACAUUGGUGUUGGCCCUGAUCCCUUUAAAUGGUCUGGGAAAGGGGGUUGGGAACAGGAUGGAGCUGACUGUGUGGACAGAGAACCAGCAAAUGGAGGGCUGAACUUUCCCUAGCUGGGGUCUUUUGAGUAGUGGGGUUAGCAUCAUGUUCCUCCAUCAAGUUGACAUCAUUCCCAAGAAGAACCUCCCAGGUCAUACAUCUUUGGGGAUAAUUGGCAGAGUGGAUUUACCCAUUUCCAAAGCAAGUUAGCAUCUUUGGGUUUGUGAGGCGUGAAUUUUGUUUGUGUGCACGCACAUAAGGUGGCUUGUUUCAUUUUUUUAAAACCAUCUGGCAACACAGUCCACUCUAUGUUGUCUUGUAUCGUUGGAAAUAAUGGCCAAGCUGUUCAAGCAGUGAAAAGAUGGGGAGACUGUGCAGCAUCAUUCUUGCUACACUAUCCCAUUUGCUGCUGAGCUAUAACAUCCAGGUGAACACGUUUUCUAACUGUAUUAAAGUCGGUCAAUAAUAGAUCGGAUUUUCUUUCCAAGUUCCAUCCCUACGAAGAAUUCCCCCAGCUCUCCCAAUCCCCAACACUACCAGUAGACAUUAGGACCAUAGUUAACCAGGUCUUUUACAUCCAACAUAUUUAAGUCUAUGAAAAUUUAUGAGUUUUCAACUUUGAGAUAAGUAACUCAAGUACAAAAUAAUCAAAAUGGAUUAACAAUGAAACUGCGGCUCUUAAGUCAAGCCAUGCAUGCCAUCCAUUUGUAUUGAAAUGUCUCCAUGAUAUGAAGCCAAAUAUACAAUGUAACAUACUUACUAUCCAAAGGUGCAAACAAAAGAAUGUAGCGAUUCAGUGUUAAGAGUUCCAUUUGCUUCAAUUAAUUAUUUACCUUCCUGUGGAAUAAUAUAUAUAUAUAUAUAUUUAAUAAAAUAGAUAGGCUAGUAGAAUUUAGAUUAUCAAUGUGUGAAUGCAGAUUAUCCUGCUAUUGCACAAGGUAGAGGGAGAAAAGAAAAAUCUCAAUUCCAGCUAGCAAAGCGCUAGCCCGGACAUAUGUAAGAAAGUUGCACUAGAUCGAAUGGUCACAGAAUCACAAGACAUGGAAGAAAAAGGAAACUUCAGUAGUUCUGCAGCAGACGUGGGCUAGAUUGUACCUGGUUUGUAAGAGUUCAUUUCUCAGAGACAAGGGAGACUGGCCCUGUUGGAGCUCACCUGUUCAUUUAGAAGAGGGGGGCAUGCAUUUUCCCCACUGUAAUGAUUUCAACCUGGUGUCAUCACGUUGGAAUUCGAUCACACCAUUUUCAAACAAUGUUGACAUAGUCCAGCUUUUGUUUUUCUCACCUCUUCCGAGAGGAGACCCACUGUUUCUAUCUGAGAAAGCUCAGACCCUCCACAAACCAUCAGGACAAAUCAAAGAGAUAUGGGGGUAUAUGUUCCCAACAGAAGCAGUGGGUUAUUUGUUUUAAAACUCUGAACAGAAAUCUUGGAAAUCUUUCAAAAAGACCAUUGAAUUCUUCAUUGGCUGAGAACUACUUUUUUGAAAAAGUCUUAAAUAGGGCUUUGUUUGCAUUGUUUGAGUUCAAGGGGCCUUAUUAUUGAAUGGAAUUGCACAAGCCUUGCUUUGUGCAAUCAAACCAUUGUUAUUGGUAGUUUUGUAAAGGAAACUGUGGAAUCUAAUUGGCAAUGGAGUCAUAAAUAUAUUUACUGAGUGUGGCUUCCAAGAAAUGUUGCAAUUCAAAAUGCACUAAGUACAUGAUUUAUUGGAGAUUUGGAGAUUUUAAAUAAUAGUUUUUAAACCUUUCCAUGCAACUUCUGGUUUAACUUUUGGCAACACAAAACAGAGCCCGAGUUUCAGAAUUAAGUAAUCUCAUAGUAAGUGAUUCGAACAUGUAAUAUUUGCCACAGGACUGACUUAUUUAUUUUCUAUCUCGAAGCUCUUAAGUUCACUUGUUUAUCAGGGCAUAUACAGAAGGGUUUGUUAAAACUCAUCGUUGACUUUACAACUUUCUGACCUGGUGCAUGAAUUCUCAAGUACUGUAUUUCACUGUGUUGGUGUGUCUGAUGGAAAUUUCAAGGUGAUCCCACACACACAAAAAGAUAUUUUAUGUAGUGUGCCUUCAAAGAGAACCAUUUAUUUCUCUUCACUUGUUCCACAAAGUCACAUUUGGUGGUGGUCAGCCAAGUCCCAUCUGGUCCAGUUUUACUCUUGUCCCAAUUUAAAAGAGAAACGGGAGAAGAUUUCGCCCUGGUGAGACCCACACCAUUGCAAUGAGUAUCUUAAGCACUUAAAUUUCAGUGUUGGCUGUUGAUGUAUUUGAUAUUCUGCUUGUCUCCCCAUGGUUGAAAUAUGUCUGAAGAAUGGCAGCAUAAUCUCUUGGCUGUUUAUACUUUUUUAAACUUUCCUGUGUUGUAAAUAUUGUAUACUUUUGGUGAUUCCAGCUAUGUAACCUCUAUGCUCUGUAAGGUGAUUAUUUGUAUAUAGCAACAUGGCCCAGUGAUAUUAUAUAAUUUCCCAAUGGAGAGGUUAUUGAGUAACCUUUGCAUUAGUUUAAACACUACCAGAAGAAUGCUGAGCCAACUAUAAACACUCAAUUUUGUAUGUUUUCCAAAUUGUACUUAUUACUGCUUUUGAUACUGUAUUACGUGCCAAUAGUUUCCCAAUCACAUAGCAGGCAAGAGAUAUUUUGUACUUUUUGAUCCACUGUAAUAUUUAAUAAAAAAUGUUACUAUCUGUUUCCUUU
Chrysochloris asiatica (Cape golden mole) is the source of this 7890-nucleotide messenger RNA. RefSeq names its product AT rich interactive domain 5B (MRF1-like) (gene ARID5B). Gene Ontology annotation, biological process: regulation of transcription by RNA polymerase II. Gene Ontology annotation, molecular function: transcription cis-regulatory region binding. The transcript is spliced from 10 exons. The record is from RefSeq and is a predicted model, not a curated record. Gene Ontology annotation, cellular component: nucleus. NCBI's taxonomy places the organism in Eukaryota, Metazoa, Chordata, Mammalia, Afrosoricida, Chrysochloridae. Bases 458 to 4012 code for a protein of 1184 amino acids.